AUGGCGAGCCGGAGUGUUUCAGUUCGCAAUGACGGAACCGACGGGGAAACAGAUCCUCCUCCGAUGGAAGCUUCGGCGAGCAGUACUGAAUCACCUGAGCACAACACCGUCCUCGAUGAGGAUGAAGCACCGCAUACGAAAGAGUCAGAGAAUCGGAGAAGAACCUCGGAUCUAGAGAAGAGAAGUCUAGAGCAAGAAGAUGCGGACGAUGUGUACAAUCCGCUGGACAAACAUCUUCCGCUGUUACUCCGCCCAGUGAAAGGGCGACACCCUGGAGGUGGCCAAGCGGGAUGGAUGCCGGACAUGAACAUGGCGUCAAGGUGGAUGGGGAUAUUCUACGAUGCAAGUCAUCGAGAAGUUCUUGCGUUUGUAGCCACCCUGACGGCGUUCACCGAGAUCCAUUCGAUCGGCGAUUGGAAGACACUCCUAGACUUCUUUGGCUUCUUCGUCUUGCUCUGGUGGAGCUGGUUCGGGCAGGUCAACUAUGACAUCCACUUCGAGACUGAAGAUCUCGUACACCGCUUUUUCAAGCUGGUGCAGAUUUGCGGGCUAGGGUAUCUUGCGGGAGCGACCGGAGGGUGGGAUCUCGCCAAGAUACGGCAAGAUAAGGACGUGUUUGCAGAUGACGCCGGAGAUCGAUACCAAGCGCAUACCAGUUUUGUCACGGUAGCUUCCGCUUAUGCCGGUUUGCGUGCGAUUCUCAUCGUACAAUACAUCAUGGUUUAUUGCCUAGCCAGGAGACGCCACCAACCAUACCUCAAGCGUACUUUUUUAACGCCGGUCCUCUAUAACGCCGCCUCCUGCGUAGCGGUCAUCCUUGCGGCAGCCCUCAACUCGCACUCGGACACGCUCGUGGCUGCCAAGAUUGCCUGUCUAUUCCUGUCCGUGGUGUUCGAGGCGGUCGGUAUCCUGAUCGCCGCCAUCCAGGCUCGAGGCCUGCAAGCGCAGAGCGCGCGAUUGGCAGAUAGGCUUGGGAAUCUUACCCUAAUCGUACUGGGAGAAGGCUUCCUUGGAGUCUUCAAAGGGUUCAACAGGGCCAUCCUAGGAUUCAGUAAAGACAACAUCGACGUUUACAUUUCGGUUUUCUGUUGCAUCGUGAUCCUGUGCUGUCUCUACGACUUCUGCUUCACCGGGUUUCAGACGGAACUCCGCAUGAGCAAAAGACGGCUGGCGGCUUGGGCUAUCCUGCAUUUCCCCUUGCACUUCAGUCUCUUUGCAUUCCUUUCUGGCUUGACGAACGCUACAGUAGCUUCGGCGUUUAUCGAGGGAGCCCUAUAUAGUCAAGCUAGUUUUCUGGUUCCUGCAUCGGCAGCAAUUGCGGGAAACUCCAGCCUCUUCCAGGACCUUAUAUCGGACCGAAACCUCAUCUUGCAAUUGUCGAGUCUCCAGCUCGUGCCACCGUAUGCAGAAGAGUUGAGCAUUCUGGACAACAGCACCGGACUGAAUCUGGGCGUACAGGUACGGCCACGGACGGAACGCGAGCCUAGCAAAUCGCUAACAAAGUGUUCCGUCUAUGCGCAAACCUCACUGUACAACAGGUGGCUAAAUAUGCUUCGCAAAUUCUUGACAAGUCUGCGGAUCCAGGCGUUUGCGGACAUCUACGCCCAGCUUCAGCUCAUAAACACCACCGCAACUGACAAUGAGACCCUGUCAGACCAGCGAGCCACGUUGGCGAACGAGCUGUACUUCAGGCUGUGGACCACUGUGGUAACACAGCAAUACGACGGCAUUGGCUGGAUUUUCCCUUCAGCGGGGUUGGCCUUAAUGCUGAUAUCAGUCAGGAAUAUAACGCAUUGUCAUUGGCGUCCCGGGACAACCCUGAAGCUGCUCGAGUACUCGCAACUCGCUGUGGGAUUUGCUCUGGGCCUACUGGGUCUACUCAAUAUCGGAAAGAGCACCGUGGACUUCUCAGACAAUGUCGACGGCAAUUUCGAUCGCGUCUCGCCUAUCUACGUGUUGAUCUCGUACGACUGGUUGAUUCCCACUGUGGCUAUCGUCUACUUUUUGCUCCUGGUCGCGCACAAGGUUCGACAUAGCCGAGUGCAGGUGGCGGUGCGAAGAUUUCGGCUGAUCAUCUGUCCCGGUUCACAGGUCAUAUUGGGACUACAUAAGAGACGGGUGCAGAGAAGGGCCGGAUAG
Filobasidium floriforme is the source of this 2139-nucleotide messenger RNA. RefSeq lists its product as uncharacterized. Bases 1 to 2139 code for a protein of 712 amino acids. The transcript has 14 exons. NCBI's taxonomy places the organism in Eukaryota, Fungi, Basidiomycota, Tremellomycetes, Filobasidiales, Filobasidiaceae. The record is from RefSeq and is a predicted model, not a curated record.